GAAACUCCUCGCCUGGCGUCACGCGUAAAAAUAGGCGCACCGUACAAGCAUCUACCCGCAUAUUCAUUUUUAAUAUUUUCUUCACAAGCAACGCAAACUCAAACAAAUUUACGCAAUUUUCUUUUUUUAGACCUGUAGUUUUGUGCGUCUUUGAACAAAUUUUGUAACCGUGACAAUAUGGGAAACCAGUAAGAAAAGCGCGAAAAAAAUGAUGCCAGCGAACCUAGCGGUGUGGGGUGUACCUACGUUUGUUAGUGCGUUAAACUAGUUUACAGUAGUGGCAUCUAGCGACCUGUAGUGUGAAAUAGCUCGAAAGCAAUGCAGUAAAUUGUCUCACGUUUCGCUAGUGCUGAUUGGCCAGUGUUUCCUAUAUGGUCCUAUUACGAUAUUUUCUUUUAAGCAUUAUAUAUAUUUGAGAAAACAAUAUUUAUGACUUCUCAUUACGCUACUGUUAGUUUUAAACAUUAAAAUGGAGAUUUACACUUACGGCAUUUGUCUAACACGUCGUAUUGGUUAUUUGUCAUUAGUAUUAAGGUAUUUUCCAGUAAAUUUAUUCUAAUAGCUAUCUUGAAUAUUUUUUGGAUUGCAAAUUUUCCCAGCAGUUAAUUCUAAAACUUAUUUACCACUUGUAAAACAGGCACGCAGAUGAUCACAAUUAUGAACACUUGCGUAUUUAACGAUAUUAUACAUCUAGUAUAGAGUGGAUAUAUGUUGAGAAAAUUUGAAACUAAAUAGGUAUAAUAUGUAAGUGAAGUAAGUUCACAAGACAACUUAAUUAGUACCUAGUAGUGACAUGACAAGAAAACGAUAACCAACAUGGCGUGUGAGACCGCGCCGUGAUAUUCCACAGUAGGCCUUAAUAUCUUGUAUUGCAUGAUCCCUUAAAACCUAACAUUACUCGCAUACUUCUGAAUAAAUUUAGUACUUAAUCAUGCUCGAUAAAGCUUGGAAGCUUCUUUUAAAUACACCAGAUAUUUUGGUCAUUUAAACUUUAUUUAGUCGUAGUGUUUUUUUUGUUUGUUUUUUAGUACUCUAAUGUUUUGGAUAUUUUAAAAGUUUUAAAAAUUCACUUAAAGCGCGCUGAAAGGUGUUGAGUAAUAACAUUUUGUGACGUCAGAGGAGGAUAUUAAAAGUGAAACGUUUCUUUAACCUUGAAUGGCCUAUUGUUUCACGGCUAUCUUUUCUCGGUAGCUAAUAGAACGUUGUUUGUGUACUAAAAGUUAGAUUAGCAAGUUGUAAGGUUGCAGCGAAUCCCACUGACCUUUUAACUAUAAAUGUCACGUCAAUAUAACGUGUCAGCGCUUGCACGAAAGAUGUUGCCCUUUUUUUCGUCCGUAAUGUAGCGAUUGGACAGAUGUAAGACUUGUCUGCGACAUUUCGAUAUUAUCUACGCACGCAACUAACGUAAAUAUUUUUUUUUUUUCCUGCGCUAGCUCAAAUUUGAAAGUAGGUUGCUGUAACUAGGUUUAUGUCGUGUGCAUCUCGUAUUGAGUAAUAUACCAAAUAAACUUUUUCUUCUUUCUCAAAAGCAGGGCACACGUUUGUAGUGAAUAGCCUACUUCCUGCUUCUAAUUUUUGGUCACUGUAUUAUAACACACCAUUUUUACCGCCAAGUAGGUUUAUAAACAAACAUACAUAUUUGGUUUCUCGCGAAACGGAGCGAGCUGGAGCAGUGGUAAGAUACUGAACUCUUUAUCCGGAGGAACUCAAAUUCCUGUCCUUCUGACCUGGUUUACGUUUCCCAUGGAAUAACUCCACGGAAAUUCUCAAUUGCAUUGACUUGUCUUGUGCGAGAUCGUUUCUGGUGGCCUCAUCGAGGAAUUUCAUGCUGUACUAGCCGAACCUUACGGAGCCCAACUGGUAGGUAUUUACAUAGGGCCUAAUGUGCUUCCAGAAAAACUAACUUAAGCUAUUUAAUAUGUUGAAUGACGAGAGUAGCCUACUUCAAUGAUUAAAUUUAUGCUGGUGUAACAUGGGUCAGCUUUAAAACGAACUUUGUUUUUUUUUUUCUCCCUUGUAUAAUAGUUUGUUUCUAGCAGGGUUGAAAAAUAAAACGGGUAUUUUUGGUAUAGACCAGUUUUUUUUUUUUUUUAAGUUAAAACCAGGUUAUUUUGGUACUCAUCAUGUUCAAAUGAAAGCCUUACAACAUCCCGCUUUCUGCCACACAUGUUGAACCAGAAAAGUUAUAACAUCAAAGAACAGAAGUCCAGCAGAUCUUCACAUCUGACUGCAACUUAACCACAGGAACGGUAUUUCCCCACACGAGGAGGAUUCUCCAUAGAAUGGGUGUUUUCCACAUAUUGGAGAUAUAGGUACAGUACAGUAGGAAUAGGAAUCAACUAUUUCAUAUUUUUAACUCAAGAGGAGUAUUUAUUUACAACUUAUUUUGCAGUAUUUACAACUUAUUUCAGAUACCUAAUUUGAAUGAAAAUCUUGAUUAGUAUAUAAUUUUUUUGGUUUCAGUGAAUCAGAAGAAAUAUUAAUGACCAACAUUUUGUUAUUAGAGUGUAAUUAUACCUUAUAUUAAAAAAACUUAAAAUUUUCUAUUUCAAAUUUUAUCAUAAAAACAUGUUUAAUAUAAACCACAUGGUUUAAAUCAUGAUUUAAACAGUGGUUUAAAUCAGCCAACCCUGGAUUCUUGCAAUUUUGUUUGUUACCAUUGCUGUGUUCGUUUUUUUUUUUUUAUUAUUUAUUGUGUCACGUGUGUUCCGAACAAGCGAAAUCCAUCUGGAUGUAUUGCGUUUUCAUUGGCGCGUUCGCAGCGGCCCAGGGUGAAGGCCCAUAUGUCGUGUUUUGCAACUGCAUCCUUUGUGUGUGUGUGUGUGUGACCGUCCCUCCCGAGCAGUGCUCCUGGAGCGGGCCGUAUUCCAGAACGUGUCCAAACCUAAUACCAGCAAGAGCUCUUUCACGCGGGCAACUUGACUCGCUCGCUAGUUGCCGAUACCCGGCAACUGCAGUUGCUGCGCCGGAAACCUUUCAGCGGUAGUUGCGCGGCUGCUGAGGAGAUCCCAGUCAGUAUCACCCAGUGUCCGACUGUUCGCUGAAGUGCGCGCCCCGCUCGUGUCCUGUGAGCGUUGAAUCCAUUCUAAUUGCAUUGAUAGUGGGCGAAUGUGUCCUUAGGAAGAAAACCUAACUCAAGAAAACGGAUGUCAUUGACGCAUCCCAUCAAUGUUGCCAGACCAAAGGAAGGAGCCUUCUCUUUCUUAUUUCCUCAUCUUUUAACCAUAGGUAAAAUGUUUGAAAUACUUUAGAAUGGCAUUAGCAAAGUUCAGUGAACUGUACCAAAAUUUCAACACUGAUUUUGAAGUAGAAGACACAUCUGUAUGUAUACCUGUUGAGGAACGAGUCGCAGUCACAAUCAGCUAUUAAUUGUAUGAAUGGCAUGACACAAUAAAAUGACUAGAUAGAUGUAUAUGAUUGAAUAUAAAAUAGUUAAAUAUAUAUUAUCAUGAGCUAACUAUAGUAGCAUAAGUAUUUGUUAUAUAAAUUAUCAAACAUAUAUUUUAUAUUUAUUUUACACAUAAUGUAAUAAUACAUUUUAUAAAAAGUUUAAAAUAAUUCAAUCUGCCGGGUUUUGAACUUGCUACUUCUUGUACUCUUUCUUCUGUACCGUGCACUUUACCACUGUGCUACAGACACACAAAACAUGGUAGUUGCAAUGGGAAUUUAAUGGUGUUCUAAUUUUCUCAAGUACUUUAUAAGUGACUAUUUUUUUAUGACCAUAAAUGAAAUAAAAAAUUCCAGGAUAGUUUAGCUAUCAUGAAGUUUCAUUUGGCACACCGUUACGUUUGGUACGUCCUUAUAUGUUCACUUAGGUUAAUAUAUAAGUACGAGUGAAUGGCACUAUACGAGUGCCCGCCAUCUAAACGAAACCACAGAAAAAGUGAGCGCGUAUGCGCGGAAGUUUGGGCAACAGAUAGGUCUCGGGUAGGACACCGAAUUCCGUUCUCUAAAAAUAAUGUACUGGCCGUGUUCUAUUUAAGUGUUUGGGAGUGGUUUUGUGCACUAAGAAUACGGUUAGGUUUCAGGUGUAGCAUAUUCAACACCUGAACCCUUAUUUUUGUGCUUUAGAAUGCCGGCCUGUAUCAACAUUUCGGGAUACAGUUGUCUUUCCACGGAACUUCAAACUUCAGAAGCUUAGAAUCAUAAGAGUACGUUAUAACUUUUUGAUUCCCUGGGAAGUUGUUAGUUCGUGUCACAAGUGUCCGCUACUCUGAAUCAGUAAAUCAUAACAAUAUCAUUUAUUUUAGUUAGCAUUCCAAUUUUUUAAAUUUAUUUCAUUACGUUUAUAGAAAAUAUUUAAGCGUUAUACGAAUUUCCCAUGAUAAGUCGUGUUUUUAUUUCUUGUAGUGGAAUAUUCGUCGUUGAAAGCAAGGUCAUUCGAAACUGAAGCAAUUGCCAGCAAUCAGGAGUACAGUGCAAGUAACCAGCAGUUGUAAGUGGUGUUGUGCCAUCCGGGAAUACGCUCGGAGUGACAUCAUAAUGACCAGGUCGCUAAUAAGUUUAUUUCCUUAUUUAUUUAAUUCAUUUCGGCAGAGCCUUUAAGGAUGGUGGAAACCUUAAAUUAAUGAACAAGUAAGUUCACAAGUAAGAUCAUUUAAAAAUUACAUAGCAAAAAAUACCGUAAUUAAAAGUAAGACAUUAGGAAACUGAGAAACAUUUGAAACAAAAUAUUUAAGCCUACUUACAUUACAAAAAAAAUUAUAGUUUUUAAGACCUAAUUGGCUGAGCAAAUAUAUAUUUGCAAAAAAAAUGGUCUUUAAUUUUAAAUUCUCGUAUAGAUUCAUAAGUUUUCCUGAAGAGAUUUGUGAAAUAUAGUUUUAAUUAAGUCGUAUGUUUACUUAUGUUCUUUGCUGUGUUCCUAGUUCUGAUAUAAUUAUUUUCUUCGUUAAGAUAUUCGUGGCAAGUCUUUUUCGUCAGAUUAGUGGCCACGUUAGUUUUCUCCUGGAUGGAUUGUGUGGUUUCCCCUUAUAACUGCCACAUCGUUCGCCCUCGCUGAAGCAGUGCCAGGUGCGUAUUUUGGAAGUGCACACGGAAUAAGAGAUACAGUUUCACUCAGCCAAUCAGAGAAGUUCGUGACGUCAUCCAAGCCACGCCUACGCCUGACGGCACGCAUGCACUCGACGUAAGCAGAUUACGAAAGCGUGAUACGCACAGUACAUCUAGUUUUUUUAUACAACAUAUUAUCAAUUAUAAGUGAUAUAAAUAUUUUUUUUUUGAAAGUUAACAAUGGAAAGCCUGUUAAUAAAUGUAUUGAGACACUAUUACCGAGAAAAUUAAAAAAAAAAAAAAAACGAUCUACAGUAGCCAUGAACACAUUUCGCUAAGCUUCGGUACAGUUGAUUGCCGCGUCUUAUCAUAGAUGGCAGCACAGUCGCGACACAGAUGACGAAAUAAUUACAGUAAAUACUUGGCAGAUAAAUGUUACGGCAUCUUCUGCGACUGUAUAAGUUAAGUAAAAAUACCGAUAAGAAUGACACGAAACUUUAACAGGAUGCGUAUAAUAUGAUAUGAAGCUAUUACAAAUGUGUGUAGUCGCAAGAAGUCCUAGAACGUAAACUAUGGACGAAAUGAAAUGUUCGCUUGUCGCGACCGCGUCCAACGCAGGCCGGGUGGACGGAUGGCGACGCGAUGUUCGCCGGCGGCUCGUGUUUUUCCGCGCGGCCCAGCUGUUCGCCGGCCCGCCACGUCACUGCGUGGGCGCGGCCGCUGAUUGGCCCCUUAAGCUACGUUUUCCAAGGACCACGCAUGCGCGAUGCGCGAUGCGUCAUGCGCGAUGCGUGAUCGCCGCAUGCGUGAUGACUGACCUGGGUCUGUUUUGUUAGAACGCGGGAAACAAGUCUGCGCGAUGGAAGCAGCGAUCUCUGCCGUCUUGUUGGAGGAAGAUGCUGAUGAUGAUUUAUUGCUCUCCUGCUUCCUAGAAGAUGACAGCGAUAUAUUUAGAAGGAGAGAAGACGAGGGAUGUUAUAGUGUGUUGAUAUUACGUCACUUAAUUGAUAACGAAACUAAAUUUAGAGAAUAUUUCAGAGUGUCGACUGAGAUAUUUGAUACAAUAUUAGGCUUUGUUAAAGAAGACAUCACGAGAUUGCAGUGCAACAGAGUCAAAAGGCCAAUAUCUGCUGAACAGAAGUUAUGUCUUACUCUCAGGUUUAUGGCCACGGGAGAGAGUUUUCGUUCACUGGCGUUUCAAUUCAGAAUAUGCCCUAGCUGGGUAAGUAUUAUUAUAAAAGAGACAUUGCAAUCUAUUUGUUCAAAAAUGUUGAAUUCUUCAAUACCAUCACCUGACCAAGAUGUUUUAAAACGUUCUUCCAUUGGUUUUCAUCGCAAAUGGAACUAUCCCAACUGCUGUGGGUCGAUAGAUGGAAAACAUAUCCGAAUAAUCAAACCUAAACAUUCUGGAUCUCUGUUUUAUAAUUACAAAGACUAUUUCUCAGUUGUGUUACUUGCGCUUGUAGACGACAACUACAAGUUUUUAGCAAUAGAUGUUGGUUCCUAUGGAAAAGAAGGUGAUGCAGGCAUAUUUGCUAAAUCUGUCUUAGGACAAAGACUUUCAGAAGGAACAUUCAGAUUUCCUGAACCAGCUAUACUUCCUGGAACUGACACUCUAAUGCCACACGUUAUUUUGGGUGAUGAAGCUUUUCAGCUGACUUCCUCAGUAAUGCGUCCUUACCCAAGGGCACAAUCUAAAUGUGAUGAAGAAAAAGCAAUAUAUAAUUAUCGCCAUUGUAGAGCUAGACGUACGUGUGAAAACGCUUUUGGAAUACUUUGCCAAUAUUUUAGAGUAUUUUUCACUGCCAUCGCCAUCAAGCCUGACACAGUGGAUCUUCUGGUCAUCGCAUCAUGCAUAAUACAUAAUCAUCUAAGAUCUGCAAGAAUUCCAUGCCCGGGUGAAGAAGAGGACCGAAAUGUGUGUCUCCCUACUGAAAAUAUGAUACCCAUGGCAAGACAAGGACGUAAUUCUACUCAUCUUGCGUAUAGCAUACGAGACAAAUUUAAAAAUUACUUUUGCAGCCAAGAAGGACAAGUAAGCUGGCAAUUAUAUCAUGUGAGGAAAACAAGUUAAAAAGUAUUUUUCACGUGAAGAAAGGGUAAAUGCAAAUGUUAUUCUUUUCUUAAAAAAAAAAUUCUCUUUGUGCUAUAGUAAUGCUGUGUAUUUUUGUAUUUGAGUGUAAAAUUUGUAAAUAUUAUGUCAAAAUAGAUAAUUUAUUAGCAAAUGUGCCAUUAUCCUUAGUAUUGACAUAAAAUUAAGUAACUAUAAAUAGGAAAACAUAUGAUUAUAAACUUCAAAAAACAUAAUUUUUGUUGUGCAUUUAGAAGAAUAAGACAUAAUAUUAUCAAACUUAAAAAAAUAUAGAAAACAAUUUAUUGUGAUAACUUGCCCUAGGCUCACCUACUACUUCAAAAUGGAACAUAUUUUAUUUCCACAUUUCCUGGUGCACACCGACGUAAAUUAUUUUUGGUUUAGUUUAAACACUGCAUAAAAUAUUUUUUAAACUUGGCCUAUUUUUAAAUAAGUAACAACUAUAUAGAACCGUAAGUUGUUUUUUUUAAUGCAGUAAGAACUUUUUUUAAGACCACGUUUUAUGAGCCUUAGUAUUUAUUUUAUUAUUAACACAGAUAUUAAAAUCUCUACUUACCACCUUUGUUUAAAGAAGCUGCAAUUUCCUUCCACACAUUUUCUCGAACAAUAAAUACUGUCUUUGUACUUGCAGUGAUGCAAAUCAUAUAACACACGAUGCUCCCUUACUAAAUCAAUCAAUUUCUCGUCCUGUUCUGCAGUAAAACUCUUUGACUCCAUGAUAAAUCGCAUGCGUGAUCACGCUGAAGUCGGGGGCCAGGCAACUGCUGCGCGAUGCCCAUCCGCGACACGCAGCCGUGGCGAGCGGGAAACCCCCGCUUGCGCGGCCUUGGAAAUCAUCCCCGUUUCAACACACAGGUUCAAGUGCUGCGUGGUCACGCAGUGACGCAUCACGCAUCGCGCAUCGCGCAUGCGUGGUCCUUGGAAAACGUAGCUUUACGUAACUAACCACAGCUGGCGCGCUCUCGUCAUAGCGCGCAAAACCCGCCAGCAUGUUUACACCUAGUACAUAGCGGCGUGAUGGCUGUACCGGGGGAAGUAAAAUAGUCGAAGACAUCCGACCGUUCAAUUGUUUAACGUUUAUUUCUGCCACAAUGAAUUUUAAUUUAUUCCCCCCCCCCCUUCAUAAUUAUGUCUAAAAACAUUUUAUUUUAUGUUAGUAGCGUAUAGUUAAAAAAAACUGUACCACCGGUCCUACCCUAUCUGACAAGGUGAUCAAUUACUAUCUUUCACAGUCUCUUUUUUAAGUUCCAUUUAAAAAAAAAAAGUUCUAGGCAUAAACUAAACAUGUGACCAAAACUUUUCAAAUUUAUUUCAAAUCAAAAGACUGAAGUGUGGAUUUAAGAAGCUAUGAUUGUGUGUUAUUAACCUCGUCAAAGUUCAGGCUGUAAUGUACAUAUUUUAGAGAUCUGUUGGGCAGUGAAAUAUGUGAUAGCCUAUGUUCAGGUCGGCGCUUAAAAAAAUGUUUUGCGGAACUACCUGCAGGAGUUUUCUAGAUAGGCCUACUCUUAAAAAACAAACAUAGUUAAUAUUUUCUUGGUAUCCCCAACCCCUUUUUUUCCCUAUUUCGAACAGACGCUAUCUGCUAGCUAUUUUGGAAAAAUGAAACAAUUGUAGGGAGGUUUUUGUUUCUCACUGAUAAUGUAAGAAUAUUCUAUUAAUAGAAACACCUUUUCUAGUUCAUAAUAACCUUGCUGUGGAUUUUUUCGCAUAAGUUGUACCUUUUUAACCUUAAAGUAACCAGUUGUUCUUGUUACCAGAAAAAGUACUCAAUUACUGCACCUGUAAAUGGUAUUUCAAGAGACAAAAAUAAGGGUUUAUUGGUGGUAUUCCAAGACGUUCGGGUAAGGUAGCGAAUAAGCACUACCAUGUUAAGACAACCGUAACCUAACUCGUGGGACGCAAAUAAUGAACUUAAAUGUCAACAUUGUCGAGGGUAAAGUGAAAACAAAUUUAAAUGGAAAAGCAAAGUGAGAAUAAAAUUCCAUGGUAUCCACAUUCUGAAAAGUAAGAGAUCUUGAAAAGUCAUGGAGAUUCACCAGUGACAGUAAUUUGAGAAGAAAAUUACAUGCUCCAGUCUGCCAUCAUCCAGAUUGUGAAUGAAAUUUUUUUUCCAGGUUGUGUUUUGAUGCAGUCAUACAUAGGCCCUACCUACUUUAAAAUGGAGUAUAUAAGGUUUUGUUUAACUAAAGGAAGUGAAGCAAUUACUAGGCCAGUGGUUGUUGGAUGCGGUUUUUUUUUUCUUUCAGAAAAUUCUAAAAUUGAUAAAUAAAUUUUAAAAAUAAGACCGGCAAAAUUGACAUUUGGUUAAGGAAACAUCAGGGCUGUGUAACUAGGUACAGGUUUGUCUGGACACCCUGAACUCAUUCAAGAAAAAUUUUAUUACAGGAUUCAAAAUAAAGUUUAAACUUAUUUUAUAACUUAUUAUAUUGUUAGCUCUCGCGUAAUUUGACUGAAAGCUAAUGAAGUACAGUGUUAUUUUACAUAUUUAAAAUGUAUUCCUUUCAUUAGUCCUUAUAUGCGUUCAGGUGGUAAUAUUUACAACCUUAAUACUAUUUUCACCCCAUUUUUCCCCGAUAAGACCCGCUACACUUUUGGGUGCAGAAGUGGCAAAAGGUUCUGUUAACGCGAACAAAUUCGGUCUCAUAACCUGCGCAGUUACCGCUCACAUGUGCCCUUGUCGCUAUGCGCCAGGCGCUUUUUGCGUGUGAUCUUGCUACAUACGACCUCGGAACAGAGAGUCUUCUAAAGUUCACUAUAGUCCUCGGUGGAAUUUUUUUUUUGUCUUGCUAUGACUUUAUAGGUAAAAUUUCCGCUAGCCUUGCGAUGUAAUAAAAUCUGCGAAGUCUAAUAGGUAGUAUUUAAAUAGUUGAUUGAAGUGUGGUAUUAAAUUAGUUUGUGUUAGUGUUUGCAGUGGUUUCGUCGAAGCUGCGUUUGUUUUGUUAUGGAAAUGUUCGCUUAUUGGUGACUCUGGUAUUCACUCUUGGAGUGAGUAGCUGUGAUGAUAACCAGUAGCUGGCCGGUUGCACUUUGGAGUUCCGACCAAGAUCGUAUCCGCCAAUUAAGGUAUGGGACUGACACAGAAUUGUGGCGCCAUUAUAGGCCAACACUCGACAUGACUUCGGUUGUAUUUUUAACCGCCCAAUUAUGAGUGGAAGACUCGAUCAGAGAAGUGUUUGCUUCAACGAAUUAAUAUAGCUAUUGACAAUUGUUCAGGGCUAUGCCUACCCGUGCACACAUACAGUGUGCAGAGCUUCAGGAAAAGCAACGCGAUUUCAAAACUACUCAAGAUAUCUGAGUGGGGUCUGUUUACGAAAAGCAUUCAAGAGUUCGCUGAGGGCCGAAAAUUACUUUCUAUUUCGGAUUAAGUUUUUAAAAGAGUUUUUUUUAGAAGAGUUAAAAUGGCUAAAACGCAUGUUUUCACAGUAAUUUUUAGGCGUAAAAAACAGUAAAGAUUCUUGAAAGCACUUAAGGGACUUGCAUUACACAUUUAUCGUUUUUCUCGGCCAUAUAAUGCUACGGUCACCGCUCAAAUUUCACAGUUAUCCUGUGACGACACGAAGACUGCGCGUCAGUUCAGAGCCUUGCGCUUAAGGGCUAUACCGCGCUAGAAAUACCAUCGAACGUCGCGCUUAUCCCCCCUCACUAACACACAUACAGCCCUGACGAGGUGGACCACUUAACGUUUGUUUCAUCGGUACGAUAACAUAAUUAAAUUCGGGGUCACUGGCUUUUAAAUAAGAGUUGAUAAAAAGAAAUAACUCUAUAGCGCAGCUUAAAAAUUAUCUUAUUAACUACGGUUUUGGUCAGAGAUUAUGUGCAAAGAAAUAAUUUUUAACUAACCAUUGGAAGUCCUCUGUAUUGUUUGUAAAUUGUCUUUCGAACUUGAAUUUUUUAAAUUUUCUGUGAAUAAAGAAAUACAACCAAUAAGAUGACAGUAAGAUGCCAAAGAUAUUUUAGUUUAUUUUAGCAUAAGACAAAAGUGAAAUUAGCCACCAGUACAUUCAUAAGCGAGUUUUUUUUUCUUCUGAGAGAACAUUUAUAUUCGAACAUUUAGGUUAUUCAGUGUUUAUUGAUAUUAAGACAUAAAAGUCAAAGGCAUUAAAAAAAAUUUAAGUUAAUGCAUAAGUAUAUUAUUUUUGUCUUUUAUUUAAACUGUUCAAGGCAUUGCAAAACAUAACACGGUUUUUUUUAUACCUAUGGUAGGCUAGUGUUCAGAAAUUGUGUAGCAAAAUAGCUGUCUGUGAUAUCUUAAUUCGUGGGCCAAUGAGAAUGAAUAUUUCGUAUUUCCACUGGAACUCGCCAUUUCAGCAAAUCUGAGAUCGAGAAUCUGAAAGUUACGUUCGUGCAACAAUGAUUUAAGUCUUAUCAUUGUUACGUUAUAUUUUUAGAUAUAGCAUUUAACUAGGAACACGUAGGGUGUGUUAAAAUACUCAUCGGUUACGGCAUUUAUGUCAGGCUUUCAUACAAUCCUUCCGUGGCUUUGUGGUGGCGUUGUAAGCUUUGGUUUCACUGCUGUUCGGCGUGUAACUACCAGUGAAUACGACGUUAGAAUGCCAGUAGUUAUUUUAGAAAACUCAGACUCUGGAUAUUUGCUGAAUGACAAUCUUGAUAAGUUUACUUGCUGAUGCGAUCAAUAUUUGUUGUGCUAUAACCGCAAUAAACUUAGAUAAGUCGUAGAUAACUUCUGACCAAUGGGAAGCGGUAUGAAGUCCAACUAACGCCACUCACGUGAAACUUUUGCAAUUAUUUUCAGAUACUAAGAUUUUGAAAGUAAACUGAAAGGUUGAAUGACAAAAUGUAUCUUAAUGUUGAUUAGAGAUGUUCGGAAAAUUUUCUAUAAGACGUUUAACCACAUUUUCCCGAACAUUUUUCGUAUUUCCCAAUACCAACAUAUAUUUACGUAAUUUAAGAUAAUUUGAUGUACUAAGAUAAUGGUACAAUAUUUAUAUGCCGUGGUCUGUACGCAUGAAUAGUGUUUAGUAUUUAUCCUUUAUUACGAAAUCAUCAUACCACUUAUGAAAUUUACGUUACGCCUAUUAUUAUAUUACAGAACAUGCAAGACAAUUUCAAGUUAAAAAUAAAUAUAGUUUAAAAAAC
Bacillus rossius redtenbacheri is the source of this 12178-nucleotide messenger RNA. RefSeq lists its product as uncharacterized. The record is from RefSeq and is a predicted model, not a curated record. The coding region runs from base 5849 to 7063 and encodes 404 amino acids. Lineage: Eukaryota; Metazoa; Arthropoda; Insecta; Phasmatodea; Bacillidae. The transcript is spliced from 2 exons.